AUGCGUUCUUCCGCUGCAUUUCGCCGCCUGCGAGGACAACUCAGCGUCGCGACGUCAUCUCCGUGGGUAUGGGUGGCGACGGGGGUGGACCCGGCCAGCGCCAUCCAUCCGCCGUCGCGCAAGAGAGGGUCGUCCUUGCGGGGAGAGUACGUGUCGCCUGCAUCCUUGAACCACGAGCUGCCCACGGCUGACACGCCGGAAGUCGCCUUCAUCGGCCGAUCCAACCAGGGGAAGAGCACCCUCGUCGGGAAGCUUUUAAAAAACCCCAAGCUCGUCCGCGCGUCGAAAUCGCCCGGGUGCACCAAGACGGUGAACUACUUCGCGCUGCGAGAAGGCGGUGCCGAGAGCCCCCAGGCUUUCCUCGUCGACCUUCCCGGCUACGGGUUCGCGAGAGAGAGCAAGAGGGCAGUGCGCGGUUGGAACCAGGCGGUGGGGAGCUACCUUGAGGGGCGCUCGAGCUCCGUGUUGCGAAGGACGUUUGUGCUGGUGGACGGGCGGCAUGGCCUUCAGCCCGACGACGAGCAGAUGCUGUCGUUUUUGUCCAGCAGAGACGUGGAGAACAUGGUGGUUUUGACGAAAGUCGACAAGGCUUCGCCGGCCCAACUUGUACAGUCCCUAGAGGGAGCCUUUCAGCUUGCGGUUCAUCAUCCGGCGACCUUGCCAAUCGUGCACUGUAUCUCAGCGCACAAGGGGCAGGGGAUGGGAGAGUUCCAGAACACUCUGUACGGAGUGUCAGAUUUGUAGCUGUUAUGUUCC
This is a messenger RNA of Ectocarpus siliculosus, 756 nucleotides long. The record is from the annotation of a GenBank genome assembly. NCBI's taxonomy places the organism in Eukaryota, Phaeophyceae, Ectocarpales, Ectocarpaceae.